Messenger RNA from Camelina sativa (false flax), 636 nucleotides. Lineage: Eukaryota; Viridiplantae; Streptophyta; Magnoliopsida; Brassicales; Brassicaceae. The record is from RefSeq and is a predicted model, not a curated record.
AUUUACAUUGCCUUCGGUUUCCUAGGCUACUUGGCUUUUGGUGAGGACACCAUGGACAUUAUCACGUCAAACUUGGGUGCAGGACUUAUUAGCACUGUUGUUCAGCUUGGAUUGUGCGUCAACCUCUUCUUCACCUUCCCCUUGAUGAUGAAUCCAGUCUUUGAGAUAGUGGAGAGGCGUUUCUCUCGUGGGAUGUACUCUGCCUGGCUGAGAUGGCUACUCGUCUUGGUAGUGACUCUUGUGGCUCUCUUUGUGCCAAACUUUACUGAUUUUUUGUCCUUGGUCGGCAGCAGCACUUGCUGUGUGUUAGGGUUUGUGUUGCCUGCCUUGUUCCAUUUAUUGGUCUUCAAGGAAGAGAUGGGGUGGAUGCAAUGGAGUUCCGACACAGCGAUUGUGGGACUCGGUGUGGCUCUUGCUGUGUCUGGAACUUGGAGUUCCCUCAAUGAGAUCUUCUCAGUCAAAGUGUAAGCGUGAGAGGAUUGGAGAGAGUUUUCUACAUACUUGUGUCCAAUAAAUGUGUAAGUGUGCCAUUAUGUACUGUAUAUGGGAUUUGUGGUUUUAAAAAGUAUUGUGAUUGUAUUUGUAUUCUGUCUGAUGCUUGGAAUAAUAGAGAUGAGCUCUUCUGUUUUGUGUUUA